GCGCACUCCCCUGGCGCACCUGUCGACUCGGGGACCGCCGCCAGCGCUCCGGCCCCGCCUACCGGCCCUCCCGGAAACUUGACCUCUCCAAACCCUGCUUCCGUUUCCGGUCGCGCCUUCCGGUCGCCAUGGCGACGGGCCGCCUGGGGGUCGAGGAGACGCUGGGGGCCCUCAACGCGGCGCUGGGCGCCGGAGGACCCGUGUGGUUCAAGGAGACACGCGCCCGCUACCUUCGCGCCAGAGACUUCCUGGCGCCGCGACGCGCACUCCAGGCCCGCUUCGGAGAUGCACAGGUGCCCGAGCUGGCGGUUCGCGCGCUCGCCGGCCUGCAGGGCCCGGGCGUGGCCCCGGUGCUGCGCUGCGCGCCGACGCCCGCGGGGCUGGAGCUCCAGCUGCAGCGGACCGCGGUCUUCGAGCGCGUUCUCGGCGCCGUCGCCGCCUAUGCCGCGCCCGCCGCGCCCGCCGCCCCGCGCCCGCGCGUGGUCCUGCACUGCCCGGCGCUGCGCGACGACCCGGACGCGCUCCGCCUGAGCCAGCUGCGGGCCGUGCUUGUGGCCGACCACCUGGCGCGAGUCUUGCAAGCUCACGGGGUGAGCGUGCGCCGAGUGCCUGCCGUGCAAGACCCGCACAUGCCGGCCUUCCUGCAGCAACUCGGGGUGGACUGGCCGACCGCCUCGCAGGGCGCGACCCUCGACGCUCUGAGGAACCGCGCCCUCGCAGAGCUUACUUCUGCAGGUGACGGGGACCAUUUGCCUUCUGGAGCCCUGGGCAGAGUGUGCCUGAAGGGGCUGGUGGAAGAACGGGGCCGCGCGGCGGGCUAUGACCCCAACUUGAACGACUGUCUAGUGACCGAGGAGCUGCUCUCAGUGCUGGCUGAGCUGCAGGAGGCUGUGCGACACUGGCCAGAAGAUAGCGCUCCAGGACUGGCCGCACCCCCAGACGCUGAUGCAGAAGGCUGUAUGAUUGUGCACGUGGUGAGCUGCGAGGAAGAGUUCCAGCAGCAAAAGCUGGACCUGCUUUGGUGGAAGUUGGAUGACCAGGCUCCUUUCAGACAGAAGCACCUUGUCUGUGGCCCAGUGAAAGGAACAGGUGCCCAUGGCACCCUGACUGCCCGCGAGUACUAUGAGCUUCGGCACACCCAGGUUUGUAAGGCAUCAGCACUGAGGCACAGCAUGGAUCUGGUACAAGACCCUGCCUGGACAGAUAUCUUCAGGGUUCUCUCCGUGGCAGCCAUCAAAUUCGAGAUGCUCAGCACGGCUCCACAGUGUCAGCUCAUUCUAGCCAAUGACAGCAUUUCCACCAAAGGCACCAAGAGUGGUACCUUUGUCAUGUAUAAUUGUGCCCGCCUUGCCACACUCUUCGAGAGUUACAAGCACAGCAUGGAACAAGGUCUGUACCCUGCUUUCCCACCUAUAAGCGAUCUGGAUUUCUCACUGCUGCACGAUGAGGGUGAGUGGUUGCUGCUCUUCAACAGUGUCCUCCCCUUCCCAGACCUGCUGAGCCAGACAGCUGCCCUGGUCAGCACAGUCCCGGGUCUCCACAUCACUGCGCGCACAGAGAUGGUGUGCAAAUUCCUGGUGCAACUCAGCAUGGAUUUCAGCUCCUACUACAACCGUGUACACAUCCUAGGGGAGCCGAGAACACACCUGUUUGGCCAAAUGUUUGCCCGUCUACAACUCCUUCGGGCUGUGCGUGAGGUGCUCCACACUGGCCUGGCCUUGCUGGGCCUCCCUCCACUGAGCCACAUUUAAGGCCACAGAGGACACCGUAACUGGGAAUGUUCACAAAGUCACCCACCAGGAAAAAAAAGUCCCACAGAUUUUGCUGCCCCAAAUAAAUUGCCUUUGUUACA
Molecule: messenger RNA, 1852 nt
Organism: Sorex araneus (European shrew)
Lineage: Eukaryota; Metazoa; Chordata; Mammalia; Eulipotyphla; Soricidae
Gene: DALRD3
Product: DALR anticodon binding domain containing 3
Exons: 12
Coding region: 129-1751 (540 amino acids)
Biological process (GO): tRNA C3-cytosine methylation; arginyl-tRNA aminoacylation
Molecular function (GO): tRNA binding; ATP binding; arginine-tRNA ligase activity
Source: RefSeq, a predicted model, not a curated record